AUGUUCUAUCCGCAGGAGCUGCCACAUCCAAAGGCACGUCGGCCACUUUAUGGGAAUUACAUCGAUAAAACUGUGCCACGUCAUCAGAAAGCCACUGGCUGCUGCAAGGAUGGCAAGUUCGUUGGUCUGAUGCUGCCCUAUCUCAAGGAGUAUUGUGCCACGUCCUCAGUGCAUGGCUUUCGGUAUUUGACGGAUCCCAAAUUGCGGACAUUUGAAAGAUUCAUUUGGCUGCUGAUUUUGCUGGGCACCUUCAUUUGUGCUACGAUUGUCUAUGUGGACCUGACGGAGCUGUACAACUCCGCACGCGUGCACACGACUAUCGAGGACAGUAUGCAGCCGAUAUUCUUUGUGCCCUUCCCCUCUGUGGGCCUCUGUCCGCGCAGUCGCAUCAACUGGCCGAGAUUGCUGAAGGAGACGCCGGAGGAGUUUUUGGGCAGCGAUGCCAGCGCCGAGAAGAGGGAGCUGUUCAAAAGCUUUUUCGCGGCCGCGUCUGGUGUGCACCUGAGAGAUAUGCACAGUCUAGGAAGCUUCUUUGAGAAUUCAAGUCUCGCCGGACAGAUACGACAGCUAGAUGGGUUGGAUGUGGUGAAGGUAUUGGAGGCCUUGAAUCUGAACUGCAAUGACUUUUUCAAGAGCUGCACCUGGCGGGGCAAGCAGCACAACUGCUGCGAGAUCUUCGAGCUGCAGCGCACUGAGUACGGCUUCUGCUGGGUAUUCAAUUCGGCAGUUAGUGCCGAGAUGCAACAGCGACAGCGUGAGGAUAAGUAUUAUCCACGCCGCACAGCCCAAUCUGGUCCGGGCACCGGCUUGGAGGUGUAUCUCCAGUUGAACAAGUCACUCACUAUGCCUGGCUUACGUGGCAUCUACGUGAUGGUCAAGCAGCCCCAGCAGUGGAGCGAGUCAGCUCGCCUAGUGCCACACGACUGCCACAAUAGGAUCAGCAUGGUGCCGCGAUACACAGGCUCCGAUUCGAGAACUCGAACUCUCACUGCAAAGGUCAGACGUUGCAUCUUCCCCGACGAAAUCCACGAUCCGCACUACAAGAAUCUGCCGGGCCUAGUCUACUGGCGUGGCAACUGCCGAUCCAAAUGCCACCAGGAGCACGUGGUCAACCUCUGCAACUGCUCGCCUACUCUCCUCUUUCCCCGACAUCAGAAGGAUAACUUCUCGGAGUGCAAAGCCUCCGAUUUCAAAUGCCUGUAUGAACAUCGAUUGACUUUCAGUGUGGAGCGGCUUCCCCUGGAGCAGGAGUACGUGGACAAUGUGUACAAGGAUAGCAUGACCUGUGACUGCCUGAACAGCUGUUCCCAGCUCAUCUACGAUACCAUCUACAGCAGCAGUGCCAUGGAACCUCAGGAACUGACUGCAGAUACGAUUAGCAUGCAUCUGGACAUAUUCUUUCAGUCAUCCUGGUACAUUAAGUACCAGACACAUAUGCGCUUUACCUUUGUCGAGCUGCUUGCUAGCUUUGGUGGCAUUAUUGGUCUGUUCCUUGGGGCCUCGCUCCUCAGUGCUAUUGAGCUGAUCUACUAUGCCACGAUUGGCCUUUACUUGUAUUUGCAUCACUACAAUCUGAAGACCAAGCAGCAGCCUCGGGCACCAGAAUCUCCAGCUCCCAUAACGCUAAAAUUUCGGCACAAAAUCACACCCACAAAGAUUGUUUAUUAA
This is a messenger RNA of Drosophila arizonae, 1668 nucleotides long. RefSeq names its product pickpocket 21 (gene ppk21). Lineage: Eukaryota; Metazoa; Arthropoda; Insecta; Diptera; Drosophilidae. Gene Ontology annotation, biological process: sodium ion transmembrane transport. Gene Ontology annotation, cellular component: plasma membrane. The record is from RefSeq and is a predicted model, not a curated record. Gene Ontology annotation, molecular function: ligand-gated sodium channel activity.